Messenger RNA from Acaromyces ingoldii, 2145 nucleotides. Its product is annotated as ubiquinone biosynthesis hydrox. The coding region runs from base 93 to 2054 and encodes 653 amino acids. Gene Ontology annotation, cellular component: mitochondrion. Gene Ontology annotation, molecular function: FAD binding; oxidoreductase activity, acting on paired donors, with incorporation or reduction of molecular oxygen, NAD(P)H as one donor, and incorporation of one atom of oxygen. The transcript has 3 exons. NCBI's taxonomy places the organism in Eukaryota, Fungi, Basidiomycota, Exobasidiomycetes, Exobasidiales, Cryptobasidiaceae. Gene Ontology annotation, biological process: ubiquinone biosynthetic process. The record is from RefSeq and is a predicted model, not a curated record.
CGCACGCACUCGAGCCUCUCCACUAACGGAUCUCUUUGGCAUCGACAGAAGGAGGAGGUCCGACCGGACGGGGGCCUGUCAGGGAGAACAAGAUGUCGCUGACACGCUCUGCCGCGGUCGGGAUACGCUCCAGCAGGCGCGCAAGCCUCCAUCUCCACGCCACCGCGAGGCGCCUUGGAGUAACAGAGGGGUCCCGUGUGACGCAAGUCGCUGCACCCCGUCGAAUGGCUGUGUCGAGAGGCUUUGCAACAGCGACCCCCAAUCUCACUUCCACUCCCACGACACUCGUCGAUGGGCAACAGGACGAAUCAGACGUCGUCGUCAUUGGCGGGGGCGUCGUGGGUCUGUCUCUUGCGUGCUCACUGAUCUCGAGCCCGAGCUUUGCCACCUCUGGCAACAGCCUGACGCUCAUCGAAGCAUCUGAUCUUGACCGUUUCCGGACAUGGGCCGAGACAAGACAGAAGGGAGGUGCGGCAGACGAAGCACGGCCGCACGAUGGUAUCGACUGGGAGAACCGGGUCAUCUACCUCACCGAGGAGAAUCGCGCUUGGCUUGACGACAUUGGCGUGUCGCAAUACCUCGAGACACAGAGGCUGGGACCGGUGCAUUCAAUGCACGUCACCGAUGGACUGACUGGUGCCGCACUCGACUUUGACAUUGAAGAUGGCGGGAGAACGGCCGCAGAGGCACGCCUGGGCACAAUGGUUGAGAUUUCGAACCUGCAGCAAGCCAUGAUCCGCCGGUUGGACGAUGCUGCGAAACAAGGCCUGCCUGUCAGCGUGCUGCAAGGCACCAAAGUAGCGCGCAUCGACGCCUCGACGGGCGCAUCUUCAAAGGAUCCCUGGCCGUUGCUCACUCUGGACGAGGGCAGCCAACAACGACGUCUGCGUGCGAGGCUCCUCGUCGGUGCAGACGGCCACAACUCGCCUGUGCGGUCCUACGCCGGCAUUGGUGCAUUCGGGUGGGACUACGACCGCAAGGGCCUCGUCGGCACCCUCCGACAUCGGCGCCCUGGCAUGGCCGAGGAGCAGCCGCGCACGGCAUUCCAGCGCUUCCUGCCGACGGGCACGAUUGCAUGGCUGCCACUGUCUGAGCAGACGUCGUCCAUGGUCUGGACACUGCCGCCAAAGAUGGCCGAGGCAUUGACGAAGAUGCACCGAGAGUGUGCAGCGACAGCAACAAGGCAGACGCUGCCCUUGGCCCAUCUCAUCACGGCCGCCUUUCGCCUGCCCUACGCUGCCCUGAACGAUGUCCUGUGCCGCAUCGUUGCGCAGUGCGAGUCCCCCUCUGCAUCUCCGGGUCAGGACUGGAGCUGGGUCGUGGGCGCUCUCGAAGAGCACCUCAUCGCAGCAGCAGCAUCGUCCAGCUCGACGCCGCACGCACCAGCAGGCCUGACCAUGACCGAGUCCGAGGUGCCGCCGCCCGUGGCCUCGGUCGACGCAAAGAGUGUCGCCUCGUUUCCCCUGCGCCUCUCGCACGCCGACGCCUACCUCGGCUCAUCGCUUGCCAACGAGGCAGACGCCAGCACGUCGGGCGCCGCCGCCUUUACGCCGUCCUUCUUCCUCGACAAGGCCCUCGCGCUGGCCAACCUCAAGAGCGGCGGGCAGAAGGGCGCACCAGACGCGGACGCACGGCCCCGGACCGCCCUGGUGGGCGAUGCAGCACACACGAUCCACCCGCUCGCGGGCCAGGGCCUGAACCUGGGCCUGGCCGAUGCGCGGUGCCUCUCGCAGGCCCUCGAGAGAGCAUCGGAGCGCGGGGCCGACCUGGGCGCCCAUGCAUCACUGUCCGCCUACCCGCGGGGCCGCUACCUGGCGAACCAGGCGGUGCUCAGCGCCGUCGACCACCUCCACUGGCUCUUUGUCGUGCCGCCGCCGCUGUCAUUCACAGGCGAAGGGCACGGCCAGGCAGGGAAUGGCGUCGUGCAGGAAAGCGUCGCGAGGGCGGCCAUCUGGGCACGGAGCACCGGCUUCGAGGUCCUCAACGAGCUCGGCAGCGUCAAGCGCGCCAUCACCUCCUUUGCCGGCUCCACCACGUCUUCCAGACGGCGAUAGCAAGACAGAAAGAGAGUUUGCCAUUAUCCAGAGGGCCCUGUAUUAUUUUCUCACAAAAAAAGGAAAGAAGGAAAAACAGAAGAGACAGAUG